AUGAUAGGAAGAGCCGACAUCGAGGGAUCAAAAUGCAACGUCGCUGCGGUUGCUAGGCUGCCACAAACCAGUUAUCCCUGUGUCCCCAUGCGUACUGAACAUCAGGAUCAAGCCAGCUUUUGCCCUUCUACUCUACGCGAGGUUUCUGUCCUCGCUGAGCUGGCCUUAGGACACCUGCGUUAUUAUUUGACAGGUGUACCGCCCCAGUCAAACUCCCCGCCUGGCAGUGUCCUCGAACCGGAUCACGCGGAGAGCGCAUCCACAUUCACGAAUUGGAAACGAGACGCCUCGAGAGUGCGAGAGAUCGACCUAGAUCGACGCUCCAUCCUCCCUGAGCACGCGGCCAGCGCGCGCCUUCACUUUCAUUGCGCCUUUCAGUUUAUCAUCUCAAUGACUCGCAUACAUGCUAGACUCCUUGGUCCGUGUUUCAAGACGGGUCCUGCGAGUGCCCGAAACAGAAUCAUCGCAGACAGAAACGCGCACAGUCCAAGACAAUACGACAGCGACUGCAGAAGCACCGCACCUACGAGCGCACAGAGGCGUCAACGUGAAGUGCGAUGCCAGCUUGCGUCGAGCUGGACGCGUGUAAAACGCGUGCACGAGUCAUCUUGCUACCGUCUGGCAGCCGAUCCGCCACCGUCGCGGUGCCAUCGUCCUAACCAGGGUUGCACUCUCAAGCAACCCGACUCUAAGGAGAAUCCCUCUCGUCGCGCUCCUCUGUCGCUACGGGCCUCGCACCCUCUGUGGGUAAACGGCCUCGUUCAAGACGAACUUGGACACGAGCAGUCGCAACGAGAAAACGGAACCUCCCGAACACCACAUUUCCCGCCACAGAAAGUGUGA
This is a messenger RNA of Spodoptera littoralis (African cotton leafworm), 843 nucleotides long. The record is from the annotation of a GenBank genome assembly. NCBI's taxonomy places the organism in Eukaryota, Metazoa, Arthropoda, Insecta, Lepidoptera, Noctuidae.